AUGAUUAUGGUUGAUGCAAUUUUCAGGUGGGAUGUUAAUUGCAUGGAUGAACUGCGAGACUAUAUGCAAAUAUAUUAUCAAACACUUUUGAAUCUUUUCAAUGAAGUUGAGGAUGAGAUGGUGAAGCAAGGCAAUUCAUACCGAACUUACCAUGCAAAAGAAGCUGCGAAAGCUUCAUGCCGAGCUUACUUUGCUGAGGCCAGAUGGUUACACGAAGGAUGCAUCCCAAGCAUGGAGGAGUAUAUGCAUGUUGCAACAACUACUGUUGGUAACCACUUACUUGCAACCAUAUCUUUACUUGGCAUGGGAGAUGUUGUAACGAAGGAGGUAUUUGAGUGGUUGUUCAGUAACCCUAAAAUUCUUAGAGCUUCCAAUAUCAUGUUUAGGCUCAUGGAUGACAUUGCUGGGUCCAAGUUUGAGAAAGAGAGAGGGCAUGUUGCUUCUAGUAUUGAUUGCUACAUGAAGCAAUAUGGGGUCUCAGAGGAAGAGACACUUGAUGUUUUCAACAAACAAGUUGUGGAUUUGUGGAAGGAUAUAAACGAGGAGCUCCUUAUAAAGCCAACUGCUGUGCCAAGGCCUGUCCUCGUGCGCGUUCUCAAUUUAACAAGAGUUGUGGAUCUGCUUUACAAAAGGGGAGAUGACUUCACACAUGUUGGAAAACUCAUGAAAGAUACUGUUACUUCCCUUUAUAUUGAUCCUAUGCCACUUUAA
Prunus dulcis (almond) is the source of this 711-nucleotide messenger RNA. RefSeq names its product (-)-alpha-pinene synthase-like. NCBI's taxonomy places the organism in Eukaryota, Viridiplantae, Streptophyta, Magnoliopsida, Rosales, Rosaceae. Bases 1 to 711 code for a protein of 236 amino acids. The record is from RefSeq and is a predicted model, not a curated record. Gene Ontology annotation, molecular function: magnesium ion binding; terpene synthase activity. The transcript has 3 exons.